AUGACCAUAGUCUCAAAUGAUCCCACUUGGUGGCCGACCAUCAAUGCAUAUCGUUUCCAAAGCUAUUUUAUCGUUGCCGCUUUUGUUGGAUUGGCGUAUGAUUGGGCGCUUACUUUUGGACAAGAGGUCGAAUUAGUCUGGAGGCAACGCUGGUCUCUAAUGACGGUGCUGUAUCUCCUCGUGCGCUACCUUGGAAUGUUAUAUGCUGCCCUGAGUAUGUUAGGCAAUGCUCCGACCAUCGCACUGACAGAUACAAAUUGGAUAAGUGUUUUUGUAUUUGCGAUGCUGUGGGUCAUCAUCAUCACUCGGUUGCAUGCCAUGUAUCAAGGAUCCAGAAAGAUCCUUAUAUUUCUCAUUGUCACCUUCCUGGCUGUCACCAUUUUCAACGGAGUGGUCGCCGUAAUUUUAAUGAUGCAUACUUCAGGGGGGGAAUUUGUUCUCUCCGGCACUUAUCUGUGCCAGACUAACUUUGCGGAAGAUAUCACACUUCUGAAUUCUAUUACUUGGAUACUCGGCACCGUGUGGGAGGUCCUCGCACUAUGUCUCGCAGUUUGGAUUGCUGUGAAACACUUCCGUGAACUGCGCCAUCAUUCGGCAGGAGGGAUUAUCGGGGAUUGUUUCUCGGUAUUAAUCAAAACUCAUGUGGUUUACUUUGCGAGCUUCGUUGCUGUUUCUUGCUUCGAGCUCAUUCGUGAUUUAUCUCCAACAAUCUUAGCGAACCAAUAUUCCCUAGAAACUCAGAUCUUUUUCGGCUUGUCUCAGAUUUUAACAGUCAUGCAGAUGUUUGUGCUGGGACCACGCCUGAUCCUUGGCAUUCGCGAAUACCACGCUAAGCUCGUGGCCGACUCCGACGCAGCAUCUGGUAUGACCUCGAUCGCUUUCCAGGAGCGUGUGCAUGUAUCGACUAGCAACAGUGUGUGACACAUGAGAUGUUGAUGGUUGUCUGGUGCUCCGCAAGAAGCAGAAAUUUUGUUUUUCGUCUCCAUUCCAGUCCUCGUCGCAUUACUUAAGUAGUUAAUUAUUUAGUUUCAUACGAAGUAGAUUUUGAUGAGACAUUAGUGGGUCACUGGGU
Molecule: messenger RNA, 1072 nt
Organism: Suillus bovinus
Lineage: Eukaryota; Fungi; Basidiomycota; Agaricomycetes; Boletales; Suillaceae
Exons: 13
Coding region: 1-921 (306 amino acids)
Source: RefSeq, a predicted model, not a curated record